AUGGACUUCCACGACCGACUCUUCGUCAGUACCGUAGGACCAUUGGUUGUUGCUGGAUUUUUGGCGAUGACAUGCUGGAUCGCGAUGCAUAGGAACAGCGAAUCCGGCGACAUUGCUGCAGCAGAGAAGAUCCGCCACAAACAUCAGACGGCUCUCCCACUCUUGACGUUCCUGGUCUUUGAAGUGUACGCAGCGAUCAUGAUCGUUGUACACCCUGUGGGUAUCCCCCUGGCUUACGCCGCCCUGUUGUGUCAACGGCGCCACGUUCUAGCCGAUGCUGGUACGGACAAGACAGUAGCUCAGUCGAUUUCCAGUCUGUGGGCGCCGUACAGGUCCGAACGGUUCUACUUCGAGGUAAUUGAAUGCGGACGCCGUGUCAUGCUGACGGGUGUAGUCGUCUUCAUCUUUCCAAACGAUGCGGCCCAGAUCGCGAUUACAAUGCUCAUCGCCUUGUCGUUCUUGAUUGUUUUCGAAAUGUUGUCGCCUUACACGUCUGAGCCUGACAUGUGUCUUUCGCGAGGGGAUCAUGUGAUUGUGCCUCUCAGCAUGUUUGACUUGUUGCUGCUCAAGGUGGAUGUGUCCGGCGAAAGUGAGCAGAGCCAGACUGCAUUUGCUGCAGUGUUGGUGGCAGGUCACGUUUUGAUGAUUCUUGCUAUUAUUGUCGAAGUCGUUGGCGUAUGUUGCGCUUCAGGGACGAAGCGAGUUGUCGGAGCGGCGGCGUCAACAGAGAAUGUUCCGGGGUUGACGCCACGCGCAGGAUCGGACGAUGUGCUUGCAUUUGAGAGCGCUCCCGCAUCAUGGCCGCCGUCCAUGCGGGAAAGAUCGGUGUCAGAAGAGCCCGGACCGACUCGAAGGGUAGCUGGGACUGUGAUUGCCGUAGGCAGGUAG
Molecule: messenger RNA, 888 nt
Organism: Ectocarpus sp. CCAP 1310/34
Lineage: Eukaryota; Phaeophyceae; Ectocarpales; Ectocarpaceae
Source: the annotation of a GenBank genome assembly